Messenger RNA from Dendroctonus ponderosae (mountain pine beetle), 7623 nucleotides. RefSeq names its product homeobox protein cut (gene cut). Gene Ontology annotation, biological process: regulation of DNA-templated transcription. Lineage: Eukaryota; Metazoa; Arthropoda; Insecta; Coleoptera; Curculionidae. The coding region runs from base 446 to 4915 and encodes 1489 amino acids. Gene Ontology annotation, molecular function: DNA binding; DNA-binding transcription factor activity, RNA polymerase II-specific. The record is from RefSeq and is a predicted model, not a curated record. The transcript is spliced from 19 exons.
UGCACUGAGGAGUUGAGGAUGUCAUUCAGUACGGGGAAGUCUUUUCUCCAAUGAACACGUGAUAGGUGCCGAGCACAGCCGACGUCUGUGACGAAAUGCACUAAGACGAAGUUGACUGACACUUUACGUAUUUUAAAAGACGCGGGUGAUUUAAACAAAAACGUUUCUAGGAUUAUGAUCGUUGAAAAGCGAAGUUAGUGGGCCGGUUCCAGUGACUCGAAAUGGUUUCACAGGUGGAAUUGUUGCGAUCCUAAAAAGACUGUUGGACUGAUUAGUGAUGUUUGCAUCUAUUGAGUGCGGCAGGUGCUAGAUGAGACUGCAUGUGCACGACAAUGCAAAGGACUUAGCCAAGCGAAAAAGAGUUGUUGCGGAGGAUAAGUGAGUUCAGUUCAGUCCAAGUACGCGGAACUUUUCCAAACUGGCUGAACUGGAAAAAAGACUGGUCAUGAUGCAGCCCACAACGGCUGCCAACGUUCCUCCAAACGGUGGUGAAAUGAAUCUGGAGGAAAUGCAAAAUAUGGAAUGGCUCUUCAGAAAGGAGCGGAUUUAUUUGUUGGCGCAGUUUUGGCAACAGAGGGCAACAUUGGCGGAAAAAGAAGUGACAACUUUAAAGGAACAAUUGUCUGGCAGCAAUGGCAAGACCAAUUGCGAAAACAAAGACACCUCGAACAUGGACAGGCAAAGCUUUGAGUCCGAAAUCGCUACCAAAGACAAAGAAAUUAAUCAUCUAUUGGAAGAAGUGCAAAGACUGCAGGGCUGUAUUAGUAAAAUUCAAGAGUCGUCCAUUGCUCGAAUUACGCUUCUAGAGGAGCAACUAGAACAAAAAAGACUACACAUAGUAAGAUUAGAAAGUAAGUUGGACUUGUACAAAGACUACGACGAACUGAAAAGGCAAGUCACCAUCCUCAAGUCUGAUCUGGUGAACAAUCCGCAAGGCAAAGACAUCGAGCUGCUGUUAGAAAAGACGAAGAUUCAGGUUCCGGAGCUGAGAGACAAAAGCCCAUCGAGGGAGAGUGAAGGGGUGACGGAACAUCAAUCAACACUCCAGCCCCCCACCCUGCCCAUCACACCCCCCAACACCCUUCCGCAUCCCUUUCAAAACGUAGACGCCUUCGGGAGUCUGUUGGGUGAGGAGAUCGUGUCCUCGUGGCGAAAAACGAUUGAAUCGCAUCAAAAAUCACCCGCUUUACCUUCUUCAGAUGGUCUGGUGAAGAGCACCACUCCUCUACUGGAGAACAAUGCGGAGAAGAGCAGCACCGCCUCCACGCCCCAGCCCUUGGACACAACGGGCCAGCACAGUCCUCAUGAAAAUCUGGUGAAUGGCAACCCGAAGAGUCCGCACGAGGACAACAACAAUCAUAACAAUCACAACAAUAACAUUCCGCUGGCGGCCACUUUUGUGAACAACUUUUUGAGGUCGGACGAUUCCCUCAAAAGUCCGUAUCGAUUCGACGAGCAUCGGUCGCAGUUUAAAUUCGCCGAAGAUUUGGGAAUGGCACCCGGAUCGAUGGUGGGUCGAUUGGGGGAGAGUUUGAUCCCCAAAGGGGAUCCCAUGGAGGCCCGGCUGCAGGAGAUGCUGCGAUACAAUAUGGACAAAUAUGCUUCGCAGAAUCUGGAUACUCUUCAUAUAGCCCGAAGGGUGCGAGAACUGUUGUCGAUCCACAACAUAGGCCAAAGACUGUUUGCCAAAUACGUCCUGGGGCUUUCGCAGGGAACAGUUUCGGAACUUCUGUCGAAGCCCAAGCCCUGGGAUAAGUUGACGGAAAAGGGCCGAGACAGCUACAGAAAAAUGCAUGCUUGGGCCUGCGAUGAAAAUGCCAUUAUGCUGCUGAAGAGCUUGAUACCAAAGAAAGAUAAUUUUUCAUCCUCAGGAAAAGACGGAUCCAUCCCGUUCGGCCGACCCGAAUCGGACUUUAACGAAGAACGACUAGCUCACAUUCUGACCGAAAGCAAUCCAUUCGCUCAAAUCAAAACUGAAUCAGACACUCACAGCAAUGAGGACUCAAAGUCGCCUCACGGCUGCAGCAGUCCCUUCUCCAAGGACUCCUCAUUGAACAAAAGGCUGAAGAAGUACGAAAACGACGACAUCUCACAGGAGAAAGUUGUGCGGAUUUACCAAGAGGAGUUGGCCAAGCUGAUGGGACGCCGAAUGGAGGACAUGCGGUCUCCCAGAGAAGGAUUUCCAGCGGGUAUUUUCCUGCCUCAAUUCUUUAGCAGCAACCCGAUGGACCGAUCGGACGAGAUCAGAAUGGCGUUGGAUGCUUAUCAUCGGGAAAUUGCCAAAUUGAACCAAAAUCAAGCGCCAGGUCAAAUCCCGUUAGGGCUUCUGGCGCUCCAACAGCAAGCGCUGGCGCAACAUCAGCAGAACCAGCAGCAAAAUCAACAUUCCCUGCAAGGAGGGACAGGAUGUCAACCAAUGGGGCAGCAGGUCUUUCAGAGCUCAAACGGAGGCGUUCAAGAUCUAUCGCUGCCAAAGGACAAAAUGAAGCUGAUGAACGGGCUGGAUGACAUGAAGGAAAAAGACGAAGACUCCAUGUCCAGACACUCUGGAAGCGCUUUUAGCCUAGUAAGACCGAAGCUGGAGCCGGGAACUGGAGCGAGUGGAAACAGCACUGCUUCCAGUCCCUUGGGAAAUGCCAUUUUGCCUCCCAUGACGCCCACCAGCGAAGAUUUCACUGCAUCGUCGGCAGCUUCGCCCUUACAAAGAAUGGCAUCGAUCACCAACUCUUUGAUCUCGCAACCGCCGAGCCAACCGCACCACACCAGCUCUCAACGUCCUCUCAAAGCCGUCUUACCUCCUAUAACUCAACAACAAUUCGAUCUCUACAAUAAUUUAAACACCGAAGAUAUUGUCAAAAAAGUCAAAGAACAACUUAGCCAGUAUUCGAUAUCUCAGCGUCUCUUUGGAGAAAGCGUAUUAGGCCUCAGUCAGGGUUCAGUAAGCGACUUGUUGGCAAGACCGAAACCGUGGCAUAUGCUUACGCAAAAAGGCCGCGAGCCGUUUAUAAGAAUGAAGAUGUUUUUAGAGGAUGGUGAUGCAGUUCAUAAGUUGGUAGCCAGCCAAUAUAAAAUUGCACCUGAAAAAUUGAUGCGGACAGGUGGAUAUGGCAACGCCUGCGCGACACCUCUGUCGAAGCCAAAUCUUCCAGCAAAUCAAAAAAUUCUCUCGGAGGCCGCGGGCUUAUUAAGCAAGAUCCAACAGGACUCGCAAAAUGCUCUUCUCCCAGCGUCCCUCCAACUAGGACCUCCUCAGGUGGUUCAACCUCAACCCACUCCUUUAGGCCCACCCAGCGCCGCUCAAAUGCCACAAGCUCAAUUGCUAAAUCACCUCGGUCUUCCUCCACACCAUGCCAUCGCUUUACAGAACCAGGAGCUGUUGAAGAAGCAGCAAAGUAUGCAAGCAGGUCAUGGAAUUCCCACACAUUCCCCCAUGAGCCAUCAAAGCAUGCGCAACAUGCACCAGCACAUGAGCCCCAGCGUGUAUGAGAUGGCAGCCUUAACUCAAGACCUGGACACUCAAGUGAUCACCACCAAAAUUAAGGAAGCUCUGCUGGCGAACAAUAUUGGACAAAAGAUAUUUGGCGAAGCCGUUCUAGGCCUGAGUCAAGGCUCAGUUAGUGAACUGUUGUCCAAGCCUAAGCCUUGGCACAUGUUGUCGAUCAAGGGCAGGGAGCCGUUCAUUCGGAUGCAAUUAUGGCUGCAAGACACUCACAAUGUCGACAGAUUGCAGGCUUUGAAAAACGAACGGCGUGAGGCGAAUAAGAGACGACGCAGCUCAGGUCCUGGCCACGAUAAUUCCAGCGACACGUCCAGCAAUGAUACCUCAGAGUUCUACCAUUCGAAUAGUCCAGGCCCGCAAGGGCCCACCAGUGCCAAAAAACAACGCGUACUCUUCAGUGAGGAGCAAAAAGAGGCUCUUCGUCUAGCCUUUGCUUUGGAUCCGUACCCAAACGUGGCUACCAUCGAGUUUUUAGCUCAGGAGCUGAGCUUGAGUAGCAGAACGAUUACCAACUGGUUCCACAAUCACCGCAUGAGACUGAAACAACAAGUACCACACGCCAUACCCUCAGACAUUCCUCCCCGCGAUCAGAACUCUUCGCAGCAACCUUUUGAUCCUGUACAAUUCAGAAUGCUUUUAAACCAAAGACUUAUGGAACUGAGCAAGGAGCGGAUGGGAUUGGCUGGCGUGCCACUGCCUUACCCUCCAUACCUUGCGGCCAAUACCAGCCUGGCGGCGCUCAUUUCCAGAGGGUUGCUACCAACUGGAGACCUUGGGGAUUUAUCAGCACUAAACAAUGCCGUGAAGGAACAAAUGAGUGGGCUUGAUCUCAGUAUGACUUCCCUUAAACGCGAACCGAACGAGUUUGAGGACGAAGACGAUGUUGAAUCGAAUGUCGGUUCGGAAGACUCGAAUAACUCCGGUAGCUUACAAGAGGACGCGAAGAAUGACGUUGGCAAGGAAACUAGCAUAUCUAGUACAAAUCAAAAUCAGGGAAGAUCUUCCAGGAGGAAACCAGCUGCUCCAAUGUGGGUGAAUCCGCAUUGGGAAGAGGAGAAAAACUCGCACACCCAAGAAAAAGGCCAAAGCAAUCAAGAUGAAGUCAUUAUCAAUGGGGUCUGUGUGAUGCAAACAGACGACAAUUAUGCCCCUCGGCGAGCCUCAGCUGAAGAAACUGUGCGAGUGGAACCGCAAGCGGUUUUGGACCGAUAUGAAGAUGACCGAAGUGAUACGAGCAGUGUGAGCCAUGAAGAACAUCCGGUUCAAUCGCAUGAGAGUGAGCGGCUCAAUAGACUCAAUGCUGAACCACCGGAACGUGAAAGUCAUAUCAAUGAUAUCAAUGAACCCGAAAGAGAAAAUAACAGUGAACGUAAAGAAGUUAAAACCGAAGUUGAAGAUGAAAGAUGGGAGUAUUGAGCUGAAUGGUGAGAAUUAGAUGAGGAUAGAUAAAUGUGAUUUUGUUGGCCUAUAAGUAGAUUAGGCCGAAACCAAACGUGUAGAUACGUCCCAGGGGAUGGUCUAUAAAAUAAACCAAAAAAAAAAUGAAUGUGUAUAGAAGUUUUGUAAAAUAAACCAAAACCGUGUAUAUAUGACAGAGCAAGAUAAGAGCUGAAUUUAAAAGAAAAGACCCCGAUGGCUAUGAAGUAUUAAUCGGCGUAAAAAAGUAAAGUGAGGUAAACACGGUGUAAUGAAAUCCAAAGACAAGAGUGUAUUUGAGGUGAACUAUUUUGCCCUGGAAACAAUCUCGAAUAUUUGGAACGGGGAAAUCUAAUAUAAACCAAACAGUUAGUUGUAAAAAGUUAGUUAAUUCGAAACUACAUUCUGUACAUUAUAUUUUAAACAAGUGCAAUCAUCCAAAACGUAAGAAUGCAACCAUUCUUAACCAUUUUGCAACUGAGUUGAUUAUAGUAUUAUAGCAACUGAAAGCGAAUAAUAUUUAUACAUGAAAUGUGAUGUUUUAUUUAAUUUAUUAGUUGUAAGGCUCCUUUUGUUACGAUAAGUUUCAGUGAUGCAUGUAAACAUUUAUAUGCAAAAAAUCGUACGUCUUGCCAAGUUUUAAAUUUUUUCCAACCUUGUAUCUAUGAUAUUCGAUAUUUAUCAUUUGGUACUCAGGUCUUGCAUACCCCUCAACCGUGAAAGAAUUGAACUUGUUGAGCUUAUCGUAUGCAGGAACCAGAGAAGAUAGUUGUUCACAUUUUUUACUUGUAUUAUAAAUAGCAAUUUUAGUAGUUAAAAAAGACUGUUACCCGUUAUAUUAAAAAUGUUUUAGUCCGUACUUUUAAACGAUAAGUAAGGCUAAAAGUAUGAGAAAUGUUUUACACAUUUUGUGAUAUAUGCUAAAUGUUUGUUUCGUAAAUUUUUAUCAUUUUUCGUGCUUCGAGUUUUCAAUUUGCCUCCUUGCAACUUUUGGCCAAAAUUAUUAUACAUAUAAAAGGGGUACCUACUGACUUAAAUCUAGUUCUAAAUGAAUCUUUAUCAAGAGAGCCAUAUUUUCAUACAGUUUCAAUCAGUUCAAUGAUUUUUGCUUUCCAUUGCACUUACAGGGUAUUGAAAUUGCUCGAGUUCUAUUCAUUUCAAGAUUAAGAUUCAGCAGUGCCCUUUCGCAAAUAUAAAAUCGUCCGUUACUUGACACAAAUGAAAAAUAUGUACAAAGACAGUUACAAUGCUCCAUGUUACAAGCCCCCCAACACUUUCUAAGUUGUCCUUAAAAACUGCUCAUUUCUUGUCAAAUAACGGGCACGUUUUAUACACAUUGUUAUAGAUAAAUACGUACUAAGCAUAAGUUUUUUUAGAUGUAAAAACAUACUUUCUACUGUUUCCCCAAAGUUUUGUACAUAAUAUCACAAUCAAAAUAAUGAUAAUAGCACUAUCGAUUAAGCUAAUUAUUUUUAAAAAAUAUUGUAUAAUUUUAAUUUUGAAAUGAGUCUUUUUCCUUGAAUAGUCUAGUCUACCAAUAGAAAUGAGUUUGCUCUCGACAGGCCUGGAAAUGCAAAAUAUUAAAGCCAGUGAUUAACUUUUAAUUAUGACUAUUGAAGCAAUGGGCAUCAGUGUUACGAGCAUAAAAUAAUACCACGUUUACUUUGUAAUAAGCAACUAAAUAAAGACGGCCAGUAAAUGCAACCCUUCGAAUAACUAAACAAACAAAAUAUCGAAUAAAAUGUCGCAAAUCGGUUUUCAAGAUCUCAUUUUUAUAACGUAAUAACUUUUCGAAGCUUUAAUUUCCCCCAAAUAUUUGUAAAAUAGAUUAUAUACAUUUUCUUGAACAUAUCGUUAACGUUAAGUCCCAUAUUACCCUGAAACAAUGUUAUAUAGUUCGCCCAGUCCAAAAUAACAAAGAAUUUAUCAACUUUUUAUAAACAUAAAAAAAUCAGUCAAAUUAUUUUGGUUUACAAAUUUAGUUGAUUACGCCGGCACGAAAAAUCGAAAAUUGUGCAAUAUUACUUAGAAUUUAACUAAUCGUUUUUCGGAACUAACUGAACACACUUAAAAAAUUUGCCUCGAUGAUUUUCCAUGUUGAACAGUACGUUUCAUGUGUGUUCCAUAAAGUCUUUAAAAACAAAUUGUGUACCCUUUGUACUCAAGUAAAUUGUAAAAACUCAAAUACGUAAACUUUUGUCUUAACUGAGGCAUAUAUGUAGCAAAAAUAUGUAUAAAAAUGCACAUUUUUAAAGAAAUCCAUGUAGAGAUUUAGAGGAUAUAGUUUUCUCUUUUUUGGAGAAAAAAAUCUUUGUUAUCAACACGAUCCUUUAUGUACGUUUUAUUUCCGUUCAUAUGUAGCUUCCCAUUUUUCUGCCUGCAAAGUAUUAAUUUCCCACAGCAAAGUUAAUUAGUACUUACAGAGCGAAAUACGGAAGCAAAUGCGUGAAAAUCAAAAUGCUUACACCAAUAGAACAACAAUUGUAUUUAACUGUCUGGAAAUAUUUGGUACAAGCAAUUUGAGUUUCAAUCUCGAUAAAGUUGACAAUUUUUAAUGCUUAUGUUAACGCUGUUUCAUACUUGUCUAGAGAGUGUUAAGUCUUUAAGAUGCCUUGUUUUUAUUGAUGAUUUUUACCCCCAUGUACAUAAUUAUACCAUAUCAACAUUGAAAAUUUCUAAAUUAAAAUUUUUCUCUGUAUUUAAAAAAA